This is a messenger RNA of Theobroma umbraticum, 1576 nucleotides long. Lineage: Eukaryota; Viridiplantae; Streptophyta; Magnoliopsida; Malvales; Malvaceae. The record is from RefSeq and is a predicted model, not a curated record.
CUUCACGGUGACCUGCGACCGCCAGCGCUCCGUCGAGUUCUCCACCCCCUACAUCACCGCCUCGCAGCGGGUCCUGGUCCCGGCGGGCAGUGGUGUGACCGAGAUCGAGCAGCUGCGAGGGCGGCGGGUGUGCACCUCGACCGGCGCCACCAACGUCGCGGUGCUGCGCGACCUCGGUGCGGGUCUCGACGUGGUCACGAUGCCGGGCAUCCCGGACUGCGUGGUCGCGAUGCAACAGGGUCGGGUCGACGCGGUGUCGAGCGACGACGGCAUCCUCGCCGGUGUGGCCGCGCAGGACCCGCAGAGCGUGGUCGUGGGGCGCGCACUGGCCAGCACGCAGUACGCGGUCGGGACGAGCCUGGCGCCUGCCGAGGCCGAUCUCACCCGGUUCGUCAACGCCGUGCUGGACCGCGACCGGGCGAGCGGGGCGCUGACCGCGUCCGAGCAGCGGUGGCUCGGUGGCGUGCUCGUCCCGCUCCCGGCGGUGCCGCCGGCCCGUUACCGCGACUGACCGUCCGGGGCCGUCAGCGUGAUCGUCGUCCACGCGCCGAGCUUGAUCCGGUCGCCGUCGGCCAGCGCCACGGCGACGUGCGGGCGGAUCGGGUCGGCGGCGUCGCCCACGGUCGUGCCGUUCGUCGAGGCGAGGUCGACGACCUCCCAGCCGUCCUCGCCGCGCGCGACGAGCACCGCGUGCCGGGCCGAGACACCCGGGUCGGUCGCCCCGAGGUCGAGGUCCGGAUCGGUGCCGCGGGAGCGGCUGCGCCGGCCGAUCGACAGCUGCGCGCCGGCCAGCUCGACGCGUCGUUCGGCGUAGUCGCGGGGGAAGGUCAGGGUGUCGGCGUCCUCGCCGUCGCGUGCGCGGACCUCCUCGAACCAGGCCCGGUCGGCGCGCACCACGGCCGUCCACCCCGCGGCGGUGGUCGUGGGGGCAGGCGGUGCGGGCAGGUCGUUGUCGUGACCGCACUCCUCGCAGAAGCGACCGGAGCGGGGCUCGCCGCAGACCACGCACGCCUCGGCGGCGGGCGCGGGGGCACCCGCCGCCCCGACCGCCUCGCGGUCGUCGUCGGACGGCGCGGGCGCGUCGUACGCCGCGAGCGCCCCGGUGCCCGGCAUCGCGCGCCCGCAGGUGUCGCAGUACUCGUCGUCGGCGGAGGCGUGACCCGCGGGACAGUGCGGCACCGCUCAGCCCUCGCCCCGCGUGCGGCGCGUGCGCACCGACCGGAUGUCGAGGCUCAUCUCGUCCUCGGCGGCGACCGACGAGCGCAGGCGCACGGUGCCGGUGGGGGCGUCGACGACCUCGACGACCCGCGCCAGCAGCCGCGCGGUGUCGACGUGCCCGGACUCGUCGGCGAGGGCGACCGCUCGACCGAGGCGCGCGGUCGCCGUCGCGGUGUCGCCGGACUUGCGGGCGGCCAGCCCCUCCUGGAUCGCCUCCGCCAGCUCGGCCUGUCCGGUGUAGUGCGCGACCUGCCUGCUGAGCGCGGUGGAGCGCGCCUCGUCGUCGGUCCAGCAGGCGUAGACGGCUCCGGCGCCGAGCUCGGAGUCCGAGCCGGGCCGCAGCACGGACACCUUGGCG